AUGACUGGCGGCGACACCUCGGACGAUGCGCUACAACUCGCGGCCCUGGGGCAUUCCCAGGAAUUGAAACGAACAUUCUCCCCGCUGGCUAUGCUCGGCUUAGCGUUCGCCAUCUUGAAUUCAUGGACUGCUUUGGCGACAUCGUUAUCCCUGGCUUUGCCUAGUGGAGGGCCUACCUCUGUCCUUUGGGGCCUCAUCACAGCAGGCAUUUGCAACCUAUGUCUUGCAGCAAGUCUGGCAGAGUUCCUCAGUGCGUACCCUUCGGCAGGAGGCCAGUACCACUGGGCUGCUAUGUUAUGUCCCAACAGUCGCAUGAUCUCAUGGAUCACUGGAUGGAUUAAUGUGAGUAAUACCCCAUACAACCACCCCCACAACCCGCAUCGUCCCUUGAUUGUGCUGACACAUAGAUUGCUUACAGNNGUCGGUGGUUGGAUGGCCCUAACUGCUACUGGCGGCUUGCUUGGAUCGCAACUUAUCCUGGGCAUCAUCUCGUUGAUGAACCCUUCCUACGAGUCUAAGAGUUGGCAACAAUUUCUGAUCUACAUUGGUUACAACGUGUUUGCAUUCUGCUUGAAUGCUUUCGCCAACCGUAUCAUCCCUCACAUUGACAGAGGUGCUAUCAUUUGGUCCAUUACUGGGUUCGUCGUUGUGUCCAUUACAGUUCUCGCAUGCGCCUCUCCGAACUACAGUUCCGCUGAGUUUGUCUUUGGCGACUUCAUCAACACAACAGGCUGGCCUGAUGGUGUUGCAUGGUUGUUGGGUUUGCUCCAGGGUGGUUUCGGUCUUACUGGCUACGAUGCUGUCGCACACAUGAUCGAGGAGAUCCCCAACCCAAGAAAGACAGGUCCUUUUGUUAUGAUCACUUGCGUAGCCAUUGGUACUUUCACUGGAUUCAUCUUCUUGAUGUGUCUUCUUNUCGUCGCUGGAGACAUUACUGGAGUCAUCAACUCGAAAGCUGGUCCUCUUCUUCAGAUCUUGUAUAACGCCACAAGCUCGCAUGCCGGAGCGAUCUGUCUGCUUAUGUUCCCUUUGGUCUGCACCGUAUUUGCGACCAUUGCGAUCAUGACCACCAGCAGUCGUAUGGCCUGGGCCUUUGCCAGAGACAGAGGUCUUCCAUUCUCCAAGUUCUUCAGCAAAGUCCAUCCAGGACUCGAUGUUCCUGUCAACGCGCUCGGUCUUACCCUGGGUCUGGUUAUCGUCUUUGGUUGCAUCUUCCUCGGCAGCUCUAGCGCGUUCAACGCCAUUACCAGUGCCUCAGUCGUCGCUCUCAGUAUUACCUACGCCAUCCCCAUCGCCCUCAACGUUCUUCAAGGACGCAAAGGACUACCUGAUGACCGCGCUUUUGUCCUGCCUUCAUGGUUUGGGUGGUUCGCUAACCUGCUUGGUCUUGUUUACGUCACAAUCACCUCGGUGCUGUUCCUCUUCCCUCCCGAGCUGCCUGUUGACGCCAACAACAUGAACUACUGUGUUGUCGCUUUCGGCAUCUGGCUGUUCAUCUCGCUGUUGACGUUUAUCUUUGACGGCAGAAAGAAUUACACCGGACCCAAGGUGGAUAUUGUUGAUGAGCAUGUGCUUACAGCUUCGCCGUCCCCUGAAAUGACGAGAACGAAUAACCAGAUGGAUUAUUCGGAAAAGGGCAAGGAGGCGGAUUUUUAG
Aureobasidium musti is the source of this 1656-nucleotide messenger RNA. Lineage: Eukaryota; Fungi; Ascomycota; Dothideomycetes; Dothideales; Saccotheciaceae. The record is from the annotation of a GenBank genome assembly.